This is a messenger RNA of Symbiodinium sp. CCMP2456, 465 nucleotides long. NCBI's taxonomy places the organism in Eukaryota, Dinophyceae, Suessiales, Symbiodiniaceae. The record is from the annotation of a GenBank genome assembly.
GCGCGCUUCGUGCAUGAGCCGCACAUCCACAAGGUCGAUCCUGCUCAGGCCCUUCCUGUCCUGCGGCUCGUGGGUGAGGAUGGCCAGCUACAGGUUGACAGCCUUCCCUGCAGUCUGGACCAAUAUCUGGAUAUGUACAAAUGCAUGCUGAAAGUCUCUGUGGUGGAUCAGGUCAUGAACUCCCUGCAGCGACAGGGCAGGAUCUCCUUCUACAUGACCGGCCUCGGGGAGGAAGCAGCGCAGGUGGGGCCUGCUGCGGCGCUGCACAAGGACGAUGUGAUCUGGGCCCAAUACAGGGAGCUCGGCACCUUCAUGUAUCGCGGCUUCUCUAUUCAGCAGAUGGUGUCCCAGUGUUUCAGUCGUUUCGACGAGCCAGGGAGGGGCCGGCAAAUGCCGGUCCACUACUGUGAUGCGAGCAUUGGCAUGCAGGCCAUCACCUCGCCUUUGGGAACGCAGAUUCCUCAG